GUCAAGUAGUUGCUGCUUGGUAUCAUCGCCAGUCUAGCAGCGCAACAAGCCUGUCCCCCUGACACGGUGAGUGUACUGUUGUGUACACAGAAAAUGCCAGGAAAGUGACGCGAGAGGACGGCGGGACUGUUCCGUGAAGGCUUUUUCUGACCGAAAAACCCGAGUCUCCUUCGCUGUAUCCACAGAACUAGAAGCCAAACCCAGAAGAGGACUGAUGUUGGAUAUGGGUUAAACAGUGUGGAAGACCUCACUCAAAGCUAUCCAUCAAAGAUCAACUGAAACAGUGUUUGCUCCAAGGCCUCAUGGAGCUGGGGACUCAACGGCUGCUGUACACCAGGGAGCUUGAUCCAUGCCCGGUUCCCAGCAAACAACCAUAAAGGGUGGGAACCUUGAUUGCGCCUUUGGUUCCUUUUCCCCAUCCCUGCCCCUAAAUUGCCCCUGUGGUGAUAUUGUCCUCUCCCGCCUGUGGCCUGCAAAAUGAUUGGCAAGCUGAAACAGAACUUGCUGGUGGCGUGUCUGGUUAUCAGCUCGGUCACGGUCUUCUACCUGGGCCGCCAUGCCAUGGAGUGCCACCAUCGCAUCGAAGAGCACAGCCAGUUGGGCGGGAUGCUGCCUCUAUCGGCCCUGGGAGGCAGCAUGCGCACCACCUUACGGACCGGCCAGAAUCUUAGCACACCUUUUGUUUACAACAAAGACAUGCCACUCAUCUUCAUCGGUGGGGUGCCCCGCAGUGGGACCACGCUAAUGCGAGCCAUGCUGGACGCCCACCCCGAAGUGCGCUGUGGCGAAGAAACCCGCGUAAUCCCUCGUAUCCUGGCCAUGAAGCAGAUGUGGAGCCGCUCGGGCAGGGAGAAGAUGCGCCUGGACGAGGCCGGUGUGACGGAUGAGGUGCUGGACGCUGCCAUGCAGGCCUUCCUGCUGGAAAUAAUUGUCAAACAUGGGGAGCCCGCCAACUUUCUCUGCAACAAGGACCCUUUUGCUUUGAAGUCGCUCUCCUACCUGGCCAAGAUCUUUCCCCGUGCCAAGUUUAUACUCAUGAUUCGUGACGGCCGGGCUUCAGUCCACUCAAUGAUCUCAAGGAAGGUAACAAUCGCCGGCUUUGACCUAGGCAGCUACCGGGACUGCUUGACCAAGUGGAACCGGGCCAUAGAGACCAUGUACACUCAGUGUCUGGAGGCAGCGGACAAAUGCCUGCCUGUGCACUACGAACAGUUGGUCCUUCAUCCUGAGAAAUGGAUGAAGACACUGCUAAAGUUCCUUGACGUUCCUUGGAAUGAUGCUGUCCUCCACCAUGAGGAGCUCAUUGGGAAAGCUGGAGGAGUGUCCCUCUCCAAUGUUUUGGUUUUAGGGACUUCAGAAGUUGGCCUCUGGAAGUCUUUGAGGAAAUGCUAAAGAGUUGCAACCUCAUUCCUUGCCCCCACCCCCACCAUCUGCUACCACCCUCAUCCUGCCACGUAGCACCAGAACACGCAUAUCCUUUUGGAGGUUCCAGACUAAUUUUUCUAUUGCUAGCAACUUUCUCAACUGGUUGCAAAAGCAUGUACUUGUAUAACCAUUUAUAAGUGGUGGACUGUAACAUUUACUCAAGUACUACUGUAAGACAAUGUUGAUGCUACUCUCUACUCUACUACAUUUCAGAGAGAAAUGGUGUACUUUUUACUUCACUGAAACGUAUAAAUAAUACAAAGACGGCAGAUGCUAAAACAAUACAUGUAUAACAUAAACCUGUAAAAAUAAUAAUAAUACAUUAAAAAACAUGUGGUAAAUGUAUAUCUGAGCACCACCACUUUCCGCGUCCAUGGUAUGUUCAUAAUUAAUAAAUAUAAUACCUACAUGUAAUACCUAGAUACAAAAUCUGAUUUGAACUACAAUGGGUUUACUCGAUACUUUUAUAUGUCAUGCUUUCGUGUGCUAUAAUUCUUAUGGCAUUCGCGACAAAACUUUCCACCUCCUGCACAAUACAAUGCGUGUCCCCUUUGGAGUAAAGCGCUGAGAAUCCUGCAGCUACAACCACGUUCAGACUGUUUCAUGACUACUUGUCAGUUAAUGAUGCUGGCAACAGAUAUUCCCUUUUUGUUUAGUCUCUAAUGAAUCUACACGACUUCUGUGAACAUAGUUCACUCUUAUCACCAGUCAUCCUUUGCUUAAUCAGAGAAACAUUUAAACGAUUAGAAUUGAUUUGUCCAUUGUGCUAAUGGUUUAAACAAUAGGGCACCCGGCCCAUAGAGUGGCAUAUUGACUCUUUCCAGCCCAUCUUAAAUUAGAUCAUUGUUAUGUUGCAGUUCUUUGCUUGUGUUGCACCGUUCUACUUUUAUACCAGCCUAUACAUUGUGGGCAUUUUGCUGAAUAUGCAAGUUACAUUUUAGAGUGUGUGAAUCAGGGAUGGGUAUAGCCUAAAAUUCAUAUUGCUGUAUAAUUUUGACGCAAAGAUGGUAACGACAGAUUUCAAGGUAUAUUAGUUUUUCCCAAAAAAAUUAAUACAAAUGCUUUUGAAGGGGCACAGCAUUGGCAUGGCAACUUCAAGUCAACGCAACCUGUGUUCAUAGGAGCUAACGAGCUCAUAACACAAGCCAGUCACUGAGUACUGGGAAAGGAUUAUAAUAUGAUGAGUAUCUGAUUCAGGUAUUUGUUCCAAAUGUUUUCCAGGUUCCAAUACUCCACGGCUUAUUUUGGACUUGCAGUUGUGACAAAUGUUGAGCUCUUUUGUCUUCAGAGUUUUAUGAUCCAUUGCACCACGACUUCUGUCCCUGGAACGUGAAUAUAUCUGUGUUUACCUGUGCAUUCUCACGGCUAGGUUGGCAAAAUGCCCAGGUCAGCAAAACUGCCAAGCUAACCCUCCUAUCCUCAGCAGAGAUCCGUGAACACAACAUCCAGUUUCUCCUCUUCAGCCCUCACUGACCAGUGGUUCUGCCACUUGAAAUGACAAACGUCACUGGCAACAGGUCGUAUCAGUUGUCACUAAUUCAUGUUUGAAUCUGAAGUGACUCUGUUAGCCGGUAUCUUUCCUCAGCUAAAGAUCUGUUGAGGGGCAAGAAGCUCCACUCUGUAACACCAGGGUUUUGUGUUUCUCACAACUCCAAUAGAGUGAGGAGUCUUUUCUCUAGCUCAAAGUCAAUUUCAAGAAUUACAUCCUCCAGUUCUUUUCAAUAAAUUUUCAUAUUGAUAAUUUAAUUUGUCAGCUGGGAUCGGCUCCAGUGCCCCACAACCCUAAAACGGUUUGGCUAAUGGAAUGGAAUCAAACUUCAUAGUUUUGAACCACAAUCCAGUAUUUAGAUCAGGUUGCUUAUGAAAAACCAGGUGACAGCUCUUAUUUCAACAUGUGGGAUACAUAUUCAACGACCCUUUUAGGUAAACGCACUAUAAGCAUCAGAACAAUCAGGCUUUAUCAGGCCCAAAAUAACUCCAAUCGGCACAAUAAGCUUAAUGGCAACAAUCAAUUUUGUUGUUGUAAAAAAAAUUAUAUUACAUUGAUAUAAAAAUGUUAACCGACCAUGAAGAAAAAUGAACAUCUAUAUUUAAUAAGUAUCUAUACUUAUUUUGUAACCAAGAUAAAUCCUGUGAGCCAAGCUGAAAGAGUCAGUGUCAGGUGUAUUGUGGUUCAAGCCGAGAGCCCAGGGAGGCUACAGAGUGCUCUUCAGCCACGCUGGAACACUUGACCGCUACAACUCAAUGGCAAGGACUCUUUAACCUUUUUCCAUGCACAACCAUAGAACGCUACACCACUUGACGGAGAAAAACAAACAAGGCCAGACUGAAAAACACAGAGCGAGCGUGCUCUUUGGGAUGCAGAUGUGUGGUCAUUUAGUGCACACGUCACCCCUCCACAAAUUGAAUUUGAUGAAAUAUUAAUAAACUGGGACCUUAACCAGAGCGCUCUGUGUUUAGCUGCAGAUGGGCGUGGAGACACUGCUUCGUCUUGCAUGUCUACAUCGAACUACGCGGUUGACGACCACAGUCGGGGACGGAGUCCAAGAUGCUCUCUGAUACACCAUUGACUUCCAGGCCCAAACCAAUUCACAUUGUGGUUGCCAGCCACAAUGCUGGACACAUGUAGCCACUCGAGCACACACCAGCACUGUCCAGCUGUGUUAAUCUUCUGAUUGGACUUUACAUAGACCGAUACAAUACCCUAACAAUGACUUUGAAAACAUUAAUUUCCAUCAGAGAUUUCUAACUUUCUGACUCCCAAAUUUGAUUAAUAACGUUGCUAAUUAUGCUUUGCUGACAUUUUAACAUUCUACAUUGAGUUUUCCUGAUCAAAUGGAAGGUAGUUUGCAGUAAAAGCGAGGGUUAAUAAUUAACCAGUGAAAUUAUAUUUCAGGGCUAAAUCCCUUCAGCGGUCUGGAUACAGUAACUUAGCAUGGUCUGAACGCAGGUCUCGAGAAGGUGUAGCAUUUAUUCACUGGCUAUGGCGUUACUGCGUACUCAUCACAAACAGGCUCUCUCUCUCGACCAGACACUCGCUGAUGUUACAUCAGGCUUUUACGACACUGGCAGACUCAUGCGGUGGAGACUUACGAGAGCAGGGGCUGCGAAGUCUCUUGGACCUUUUUUUGAAGUGGGACCUCCUGUUUUGUGCAUACACAGCAGCUGGUGAUAAAAUCCUAAUUCAACUUGUUAAUUUAAUUGUUGCAAUUGGGCAGCUUAAUAGGCUUGACUGCCCAACUAAAAGACGUCAUGGUGCCAUAAAGUGGUAUCCGAUGCAGCUGUGUACGGCCACUUCUCUGAACUUCUGAGAGUAACCCUAACCAUAUAUAAACAGGGUUAUGUGUCUGUCAGACAAUAUUACUACUUAAUUAUUGACUUUUCAGAAAACAGAAGUAUGUAGAUUAUGUUUGAACAUUGAGCAGAAACACACAUGAGCUGUCAAAGUACAGGUGCUUCACUCUCCAGCAUUGUACAGCUGCAGGCCCCUUUGCAAGACCUUGUCCUGCAUUAACAUCAAUUACUUAACCUUGAUUUAGUGGAGGCCCUGCCCUGCUGGGCCACUUGCUCCAUUACUUAUCCCAGAACAGGGAACCGUUGUGUUCCAACUCUCCAUCCUAAUAGUGAUCUUGAUGUCUCUAUCCGAUUCACUCUUAUCAGCUGUUGGUGAUACAGAACACCACCUUGGGUAAAAGAGGCCUAGCAAUGAAUAAUUGACACGCCAGUGGCCAUUAAGAGCAUCAGGCUGAAGGGAAGUGGUCAUGUGAUGGGUGGAAAGGAUUUUUGUCGCAUCACAUUAAAAAAAGAAAACUGUGUGUGAUGACAGGAAACUGUGUGUGUG
Molecule: messenger RNA, 5266 nt
Organism: Cyclopterus lumpus (lumpfish)
Lineage: Eukaryota; Metazoa; Chordata; Actinopteri; Perciformes; Cyclopteridae
Gene: tpst1
Product: tyrosylprotein sulfotransferase 1
Exons: 4
Coding region: 478-1392 (304 amino acids)
Biological process (GO): peptidyl-tyrosine sulfation
Cellular component (GO): Golgi apparatus
Molecular function (GO): protein-tyrosine sulfotransferase activity
Source: RefSeq, a predicted model, not a curated record